AUGCAUUCUCUGUAUUUUUCAAACGCGUUUAAUGUUUGGCCUCCGACGGUCACCGUGGUUUUGGUUUCGCUUUCAUGCGCCGUCACCAUAGCAACGACUCACAACAUCCCAGCUGACAGUCAGAUGUAAAUAUUACACCAUAACCUUUCAACAGCCGCGGAUAAUGGCAGAAAUAUGACCGAUUAUAUUUUAUUACUACAGUAUUAUUGCGUUGCUCUGCUGCAGUGCUCUGAACGUUGGAAUGAUGAAUGAUCAUCUCCAUUUGAGCCUCGACUGUGAAGAAGGAGCCGUAAAAUCUGCAUCCCUGAACGACAUGCUGCACAUGAGCAGAAGAGGACUGAAGGACAUCUCAGCUUCUGUGUUACAGAUGACGCAUCUAAAGAGUUUGUAUCUGGAGGGUAAUGAGAUCAGCGGGUUUCCUGAGCAUUUCUUCAGCAGUUUUCCGUCUCUUGUCUGGUUGGAUGUGAGGAACAAUCAGAUCACAGCUCUUCCAGUCGCUGUCGGCCAGCACAUGUGCUUGAAGACAUUACUUUUGGAGGGCAAUCCGAUCACAGAGCUUCCCCCAGAGCUGGGUAAUCUGAUCACGCUGAAGGCCUUGAGCCUGAGGAACUGCCCUCUCACAUUCCCUCCCCGAGACGUCCUGGACCGUGGCCUGCCGCAGAUCCUCCACUACCUGCGCCGCUCUCAACUAGGUGAAGAAUCAGAGGUGGAGAAGCUGCAGCUGCGUCUCUCCAGCCUGGAUGUGUGUGAGGAGGACGAUCCAGACAUACAGCACUUUCAGGAGCUCCGGCACAGGAUCAUCCAGAUGGAGAGGGAUGAAUUAGGGGCCGCCGACCCCAACAGACCGACCAGAACCCAGAGAAACGAGUGGACGAGAGGAACAGAAGCCCAGAGCUGGAGCAGGACAGACCAGAUGAAACAGAGACAGACAGUCCAGGAGCUGCUGAGGGAGCAGAGAAAUCAGGCCAGAGUCACGCGGAAAGACCUGGAAGAUCAGCCGGGGAGAAGAAGAGACGAGGGUGUGAAGACUUCCACAUCCUCACAUCGGACCCACACAACAGAGACACGUGAUUGAUGGAGUGCAGGAGAAACUGUGUUUAUACUGACAUCAUGUGGAGACGAGGUUGCGUUUCGAUCUUUCAGAGAGGCAAAAGAAGAGAAGUCACAGUUCACAAGAUGCUUUUCUGAAUGGCUUGAAUAAACACAGUUCUCCACUUGAGCAGCAGGUGGCGCCGCUUCCACCAUCAUCCUCU
This is a messenger RNA of Ctenopharyngodon idella (grass carp), 1253 nucleotides long. RefSeq names its product malignant fibrous histiocytoma-amplified sequence 1 homolog. The record is from RefSeq and is a predicted model, not a curated record. Bases 242 to 1075 code for a protein of 277 amino acids. Gene Ontology annotation, molecular function: protein binding. The transcript has 9 exons. Lineage: Eukaryota; Metazoa; Chordata; Actinopteri; Cypriniformes; Xenocyprididae.